AUGUGCCCCGGAUCCAGUCCCUAUGGCUAUGGUGGCAUGGGCGCCCCAACCAAACAGGAGCCAUGGCUUUACGUGGCAGCAGCUUUUAGCAAAAAGAUUGGUUUGUUUCAGAUAAAGAAUGGUAAUGGUGGCAUGGCUCUGACGCUCAUGGAGAGCCUGCUGGUGAGGCGCAACGUGUUCGAGGCCAACAUAAGGGCACUGGGAAGCCUCCUCUCUGCUCACAUGCUUAUCCUGCAAAGCCAGGAUCCCACGCUGCCACCUGUCCAUCCCUCAUUGGCUGGCGUGCACCUGGCACCUGGGUACAAGGGCCGCCUGCUGGAGCUGGCUAUUGAUCUGGGCUUCAGGCUGCUACCCGCUUUUUCUUCAGGAAAGCCCAUACCCUACGCAUGGGUGAAAAUGCGGAGGAGAGUGCUUCCAGACGGCAUCACCCACACGUUGACUGCCCCUCCCCUUCCUCUGCCACCCACCCCCCUUGACUCCCCUCGCUUUCCCAGGCUGCUCCCCGCCUUUUCAUCAGGCACGCCCAUCCCCUGCACGCCCAUCCCCUAUGCAUGGGUGAACCUGCGGAGGGGAGUUCUGCCAGACGACGUCACACACACCUGCACUGCCCUCCAUUUUUCUCUUCCCCCCUUCCCCGCCAUCCUUCCCAGGCUGCUCCCCGCCUUCUCAUCAGGCACGCCCAUCCCCUACGCAUGGGUGAAUCCCCGGAGGGGAGUUCUUCCAGACAACGUCACACACACGUGCACUGCCCUUCCCUUUCCUCUCGUCCCACCCUCUAUCAACCAAGCUGCUUCCAGCCUUCUCUUCAGGCACACCCAUCCCCUAUGCAUGGGUGAAUCUCCGGAGGGGAGUUCUUCCAGACGACGUCACCCACACGUGCACUGCUGGCGCCGGCACCCUGCUGCUGGAGUUCAGCGCAUUGUCCAAUCUUUCUGGCAUCCCCAUCUUCCAGGGUCACACACCCAUGUGUUGGGCGAUCUCUCCUUGUUGCGUUGCGGGCACUGCUGGCGCCGGCCCAAGCCAGACGACGUGACCCACACAUGCAAUGCUGGAGCCGGCACUCUGCUGCUGGAGUUCAGUGUGCUCUCGAACCUCUCAGGCAUCCCCAUCUUCCAGGACACCACAAGGAGUGGAAUGGGAUUGAGUGACGCGUAUGAAAGGUCUGUCUGUCCCAUGCACCUGUCGACCGGUCUCCAAGACACGUGCACUGCUGGCGCCGGCACUCUGCUGCUGGAGUUCAGUGCACUCUCAAACCUCUCAGGCAUUCCCAUCUUCCAGGAGAAGGCAGAGGCAGCAGUGGUUGCUCUCUACAGGCGGAGGUCGCCCCUGAACCUCGUGGGCAACGGAAUCAGCAGCACAUCAGUGCCACGUCAGGUGCGUGCUCAGUGCCACAUCAGGUGCGUGCUCAGUGCCACAUCAGGUGCGUGCUCAGUGCCACAUCAGGUGCGUGCUCAGUGCCACAUCAGGUGCGUGCUCAGUGCCACAUCAGGUGCGUGCUCAGUGCCACAUCAGAUUCCCCUUACCCUCUCAUCUCGUGCUGCCUCUGUGGACCCAAUUCUUUUCGCUCUCCUUGCACUUGGUUUAAUGUGGCUGCAGCGGGAAUCCACAGCAGGUGCUGGCGUUGAUUCGUUCUUUGAGUACCUCCUCAAGGGCUAUCUGCUGCUGGGAAAGGGGAACCUUCGUCGAAUGUUCUCCAAGGUCUAUUCCGGUGCGAUGCGGUACAUGGCGGUGCGGGGGGAGUCCAUGGCUCGCUGGCUGCUAGACGUCAGCAUAGACAACGGGCAUCUGGGGCGGCACUAUGCCUCGUCCCUGCAGGCGUUCUGGCCCGCCAUGCAGGUUCUCGCCGGGCAGACCGCGGAUGCCCGAGUCAUCCACAGUGGCCUCUGGGCAGUGUGGAAAAGGUUUUCCUUCCUGCCCGAGCUAUUCAGCGUGACUGCUUCAGCUGUUCAUCCAGUGGAAAGGGGAUACCCAUUGCGGCCUGAGAUGGCCGAGAGUGCAUAUUUCCUCUUCAAGGCCACGGGCAAUCACACGUACCUGGAAAUCGGGAGGGACAUUGCUGCAGCCCUCAAUACAGUAACACGCACAGGUACCUCUACCUCCUCUUCUCCCUUCACAUUGACAUCGCCACCUUUUGAGGCGCCGGGCGCCUCACUAGCUAUUGCAGGAUCCGGUCUGAUUUUAUCUGAUAUCACUGCUUCUUCUCUCCCACCCACCAGGUACCUCUACCUCCUCUUCUCUCCUCACAUCGACAUCGCCGCCCGGUUCGUGUUCUCCACAGAAGGUCAUCUCCUGUCGCUGAACCUUCCCAGAAUAUUCCGUGUCGUCUGCCCAUCCGAAGACCACCCGGACACGUCGUCAGCUGGCGACUGCCGAGUGGUUGCUGCUACUGGUGACGUGGAUGCCGACAUGGACGUUGAUGUGGAUGCUGACGUGUUGCAAUCCGCCUCGCAGGCUGCGAGCGAGGCACAAAAACCCUCGGUUCAAUCACAACGACUACAGUCACACCCCCCCUUGCUCGAGAAGCAACAACCCUCGCUUGAGUCACACAAACCCUCGCCUGAAUCACGCAAGCCCUCGUUUGAGUCACGCGUAUGUGAGGACUCCAUUUCCCCCUUGGGCUCUCUAGUUGAACCGGACUUGGCUUUAAGGAGACUGCUUGUUUGUGAGGCAGUGGUGGGGGCAUUUGGACGAGAGGAGCAUGGAGGGAAGGGGUGGUAUGGUGCAUGGGAGGGCGAGGAUGAGGAGAGUGGGGAGGGGGAAGGAGGCGAGGAAGAAGAACGGGAGAAGGGUGAGGGGGAGGAAAGGAGGGGUGAGGUGGGGGACGGGAAGGAGGGAGAGGAUGGGGUUGGGAGAUUGAGAGAUGGAGCAGGGAAAGCAGGCGAAAAGGGAGAGGAGAAGAGUGGGAUGGAAAGUGGAGGGGUGGAGGGUGGAGAAUUGAAGAGUGGUGUGCGGGUGAGUGGAGUGGCUAGUAAUGUGGAAGGAGAGAAAGUGCCAGCUAUAAGUGAGAAAGGGAGCGUGGAGAGUUCAAGCGAGAAGGAAGCGGAGACAAGGGAGGAAGGUUUGAUGGAGAUGGAAGAAAGGGAGAAGAGGGAGAGGAGGGAAAGGAGAGAGCGGAGAAUGGGGAGGGACGAAAAAAGGCGGAGAUUAGAGAGGACCAGAGAAAGAGAGAGGCGGAAACGAGAAGCAGGGCAGGAUCGAGAGGGGAGACAGAGGGAUGAACAACGAGAAAGAGAUCUGAGACGGCUCAAAAUGCAAGCAGCAGGGCUGCGGCUGAUGCAGGGGAGGAGGGACGAGAGAUGGAGGAGCCCUCUAGAGGAGGAGGUGUCUCGACUUGCUUCCUUUAUCAGAUUCCAGGAGCGGCAGAGGGAGCAGCAACUAGCAGCAGCCGCCGCCGCCGCAGCAGCAGGGAGCGGAGGGAUUAGGGCGAGAGGGUGUUGGGAGGGGUCGUGUGCCGUUAAGAGGGGUGCUCUGUGGUUGGGAGGGGUGCUCUGCUACUGCAUGGUCGACCCAUGGCGCACGGCCUCUCCUGCUUCGCCUGGAACGCCCUCCCUGCCACCUUCCCUUACCUCUCCGGCUUUCAGACUCUCACAGUCAGCCUCUACAUCCGUGGGUGCUGUGGAGCACAAGGUCCCAGCAGCGCCCCCUUGUGUGGUGCGCCUGGUUAACUUCCUCCCACUCGAGAGUGAGAGUUCCUCUGGGCAUCAAACGAAUGUGAUUGUACGAGAGGAUGGGGAGGAGAGAGAGGGCGAGAGCGUUGAGCGGGAGGGAGAGAAGCGAAAGGAGAGAGGGAAAGGUGAGGGUGGGGAGGUCGAUGCGGGGGAGGGGGUGCUUGGGAGGGGAGAGGAGUGCAGAGGGGGACGAGGGGAGGGGAAGGAGGGAAGAGGGGAUGGGAGGAGGGAAAGAGGGGAGGCGAGGGAGGGAAGACGGAGGGGACAGGAGCUUGUGGAUACUGUGAGUUUCGACCUGCCUGCAGGGGCUGCUGAGUUUGGCCCUCUCCUUGGGAAUGCCAAGACAGAUACCACUGCAAAGAGGGCCACAGCAGGAAAUGCAGACGCCACAGCAGCACACGCAGCAGCAGGAAAUGCAGCAGCAGCCGCAGCGGCAACCAGCACCGAUGUCCCUUCUUCCACCACCGAUCCCCAUUCUCCUUCCAGCUCCAUUCUCGGAACCCUAGCAGAAGCUUCCCCUAUACAAGCAUGCGUGGAGUGCUUGUCAAAUCCUGGCGAGGUGAAAGGGCGGGUGGUGGUGGUGAUGCGUGGGGGGUGCUCCUUCCAACAGAAGGUGGUAGCAGCACAGAGAGCAGCCGCUGCUGCUGUGAUUGUUGUGAACCAUGUGAUGGGGGGAGCGCCGCUCAAUAUGGCCCCUGAUGUUCCCCAUUCUGAUGCUGUUGCAGCUGAUGGUGGGGUGUGGAAGGGUGGCGAGGGGACGGAUUCUGAUGCAGUCACACCUGAUUCUGAUGCAGUCACACCUGAUUCUGGAGAGUCGCAGGGUGGUGAGGAAACGGAUUCAGAAACAGUCAUGCCCGAUGGGCAGAUGAUGGCAGCAGGUGAUAGACCUUCUUCCCUCUCCGCCCUCCCUUUUGAACUUACGAAAUCCCCUUCCCUUUCCGCCAUUGCUUCUCCUUUCCCCACGACACCCCCCCCCCCCCCUCACACCCCCUUCCAACUUCCCCCUCCCCUCCCCUCCACCCGAACACCAGCCGUUCCGCGCGCCCUCGACCACCACUGCUGGCGCGCGCUGCUGCUUCCGCACGCCGCCCAUGGCGCUGCUGACGUGGCGCUGCUGUCUCCGCCGUUGGAUCUUCUACAAUCGCAUCUCGCAGAUGCACCAACUGCUGCUGCUGCUGCUGCUGCUGCUGCUGCUGCUGCUGCUGUUGCUGCUGCCAGAUACGGCAACAUAACGAGCGGGUCGGUAGGGGUGAUUGUGACAGGUAGAAUGUGCGACAGAAUGCCGGACCUGCUGGCUCGGAUGGGGCUUGGAAUGGAGGCGGAGGAGGUCUGGGAGCAGCAGGCUCGGCAGCAGGGGAAAGACUUGGUUGGGAACAUGCGUGUGUGCUCUGGUGAGGGGGUUAUCUCGUGCUUAAAUCUGCUUCAUGAGACGGAGCAGGAGACCAAAGAGGAUGGAGUGGAUAGCAGUAACAGCAGUGGCAGCAACGGUGGCAGUGGCAGCAGCAGCAGCAGUAGGAGGGGGAAGCGGCCAGUCGUGGCGCUCCUGUGGCUGGCAGGCAGCCACGUGGCAGAGCAUGAUUGGCAGGAGCUUCUGGCGGAGGUGAAUGAGAGCGGGUCCCUGCGGCUGCUGUGUGCUGAUGGCUCAUGCUCCGAUAUUCGCCUGGACUCGCUCUGCUGGUUGCUGCCACCUGGCUCUCUCUGGCUGCGUCAGCACCGCACUGAUGACGUGGCAUGGCUUGCAGGACUCAUGGCGCGCCACAUCCUCAUGCACACGAUGGGUGCAACUCUUCUCGCAUUUGUCAAGAAAGGUAUGCUGUCACUCACUCUUGUUCUCAUACUCGUUUUUCUCCCUCCUCGUUUAUCUCCCUCCUCGUUUUUCUCCCUCCUCGUUUAUCUCCCUCCUCGUUUAUCUCCCUCCUCGUUUUUCUCCCUCCUCGUUUAUCUCCCUCCUCGUUUUUCUCCCUCCUCGUUUUUCUCCCUCCUCGUUUUUCUCCCUCCUCGUUUAUCUCCCUCGUUUUUCUCCCUCCUCGUUUAUCUCCCUCCUCGUUUUUCUCCCUCCUCGUUUUUCUCCCUCCUCGUUUAUCUCCCUCCUCGUUUUUCUCCCUCCUCGUUUUUCUCCCUCCUCGUUUUUCUCCCUCCUCGUUUAUCUCCCUCGUUUUUCUCCCUCCUCGUUUAUCUCCCUCCUCGUUUUUCUCCCUCCUCGUUCAUCUCCCUCCUCGUUUAUCUCCCUCCUCGUUUAUCUCCCUCCUCGUUUAUCUCCCUCCUUGUUUAUCUCCCUCGUUUAUCUCCCUCCUCGUUUAUCUCCCUCCUCGUUUAUCUCCAUCCGCGUUUGACUCCAUCCGCGUUUUUCUUUUACUCGUUUCUCUCGCAAUCAGACCCCUCUUUCGUUGCCGUACCUUCCAUCUCCCCUCUUCAUGUCCCUCACUCCCUCACUCAUUCCCUCACUCCCUCACUCAUUCCCUCACUCUCACCCUUGGCCGCGUGCUCCGCUCUUGCUCUCCCCCCCUUUUUUUUUCAGGUCACCUUUCACAUGGACCGAGUCCUCCUCCACAUCAGCCAGUCACUGCCUGCCACGUCACAUGCUUCUGCCACAUCACACACUGCUGCCACAUCACACACUGCUGCCACGUCACACACUGCUGCCACGUCACAUACUGAUACGCCUGCCACGUCAGCUCCCGAAGCUGCAACCACCAGUGCCGCUGUCAAGAGUUUGCUGACUCGGCGGCUGCUCUCCCUCAUCCCAUUCUCAACCGCUUCCACAUCCUCGCUGUUUGCUUGCUCUGCGGCUGCUCUCCCUCAUCCCAUUCUCAACCGCUUCCACAUCCUCGCUGGAACUGACAUCAACACCGUCGUCACAUGCCCUUCCUCCAUCCCCUCCCUCCCCUCCCUCUCCUCCCUCCCCUCCCUCUCCUCCCUCCCCUCCCUCUCCUCCCCUUCCUCCCUCUCCUCCCCUUCCUCCCUCUCCUCCCUCCCCCCCCUCUCCUCCCUCUCCACCUCCUUCCCCUCCUGCAACUCCCUCGCCCCCCUUUCCUCCUCCAAUCAUUCCUCCUCCUCCCCUCCCUCCUUCCUCUGCCCCUUCUCCCCUCCCUCCACCCCAGCCCCUGUCACCACCACCGUCACCAACGCCAGAGCCCCAUACCACCACAUUGUCUUCACCAUUCAUUCACCAUCUCCUUCACAGGCAAGUCUUGACUUCCCCCCUCCCAUUCCCCCUCCCCUUCCACCUCCCGCGCCUCCCCCGACCCUCUACCCCUUACUGCCUCCAUUCGGGGAUCUCAACUCUCCCGCCUCCCCCCCUCCCUCCCCCCCAGCACCACCAUUCCCCCCACUUCCACCUCCCUCCCCUCCCACGCCUCCUUCCCCUCCGUCCCCUCCUUCCCCUCCUUCCCCUCCUUCCCCGCCCUCCCCCAUUAUCUCCUACCCUUCGUCUCCCCCUUUUGGAGAUUUAAACUCCCCCUUCUCCCCUCCCCCCUCCCCUCCCAGACCCCCCUCUCCCCCUUCUCCUCCCCCUGCCCCUCCUUCUCCUUUCCCUCCUUCCCCUCCCCCUUCCCCUCCCUUCCCCCCCCCAUCCCCUCCCUCCCCUUUUCUCCCCUCAUCUCCCCCUCUUGGUGACAUGAACUCCCCCACCUCCCCUCCCCCUUCCCCUCCCAGACCCCCCUCCCCCCCUGCUCCUCCCCCUGUCCCCCCCUCCCCUCCGCCCCCGCCUUCUCCCUCUCCUGUGCUCGCCCCUCCCCCUCAAACCGCGCCUCCUCUCCCCCUUUCCCCCACAACCGCUCUCCCCCCUUCCUCUCCGCCUUCCCCCUCGUCCUCAGCGCCCCCUCCCCAAGAGGCUCCUGCGCCCCCUUCCCCUCCCCCUUCUCCCCCUUCCCCCUCCCCCCCUCCCCCAUCCCCCCGUCCCCCUCCCAUUCCGCCUAGCCCACCCCCGGUCUCUCCCCCUUCCCCCGACUCUCCCCCGCCUCCCUUCCCCUCCCCCCCUGCGCACCCACACCCCCCACCUGCCAACUCUAAUGAUAUGAGUAAUGCCACAGAGCCUCCCCCUCCCUCACUCCCUCACUCCCCCCCUCCUCCUACUCUUCUCCCCCCUCCUCCUGCCCCUGCUCCCCCACCCUCCCCCUCCCUUCCACCUCACUCUCCCCCAUUUCCCCCCUCUCCCCCGUCCGUCUUCCCACCCUCACCUCCCCCCUCUCUUCCUUACACCCUCGGUCCUGUCCUCCCAGCUCCUGUUCUCUCCCCUCCACUCCCCCCUCCUCACCCCCCUCCCCACCCCCCUCCCCACCCCCCUCCGCACCCCCUGCCGCACCCCCCUCCUCCUUUCCCUCCUCCAGACUUCCCCCCUUCUCCCCCCAUUUCUCUCCUCCCUCCCACCCUUCCAAAACAGCCUCCUCCUCUCUCUCCUCCCUCCCCCCCUCCUCUCACACCCUCAUCACCCCUAGCACAACCACCUGCCAACUCUCCCGCAACAGAGCCCCCACCAGUCAAACCACCACCGCUACAACCUUCCUCUCUUCUUCUUCUGAACAUGACAUUUCUCACGUCACAUGUUCUGCAUACCACUUGCUUCUUUCCUCCUGUUCUCACUCCACUCUCCCGCCACUCCCCACCACUAUCUCCUUCCCCCCUUUCCCCCUUUUUCCCACCAGAUUGUCCCCCCUGCCCAGACACAUACGUCCUCCUCCCCUCCCCCACCCCCUCCUCCGCCUCCCCCGCCGCACCCCCUUCCGCCCCUCCGCCCUGCACCUGUGGCCUCCCCAUGGUGGUGGUUAUGAAGCUCUAUUGCGGCUUCGACUCCUUCCUCCUCAACCUCCCAGCCUUCGCUAUGCAGACGGCUACCUCGCUCACACUUGAGAAAGAGCAAGUGGAGGUAUGGGCAGUGAACUAUGACCCUGAUCCUGCUGCUCUGGAUGUCACUUCCUCCUCCUCCUCCCGCCCACCAGUUGCCGCGACUGCUCGGCAGCAGCCAAUCACGGAUCGGCUGAGUGCAGCAGAGGUGGAUCGCAUCCGACGGUUGUUGUUGAGCGGAUCGUUGAUGCUGGAUCAACAGCUGUUCGGGGCGUACGAAGUGAUAUUGGUGCUCAACCCAGGCCAACGCCCACCUCCCGCCUCUGCCUCUCCCGUCCCUCUCACCCCCUCCGCCUCCUCCUCUUCCUCCUCCCCGUCCUCCCCUUACCCCCCGUCAACUCCACCCCCUCCUGCCUCCGGGGGCAUGCCUUACUGGAAGGUCAUGCCUAUGAUCGUUCUCCCCUCCUUAAUCCUCGCGAUUAUCGUCAUUCAUGCCUCUUCCCUGCCCUCUUCUCCCUUUGCUCCCCCCUCUCUACUCCCUCUCUCCCCCCGCUCUCGUUGCCCCCCUGUGUUUCCCCCAGGUCAACGCCCGCCUCCACCCCCUCCUCUGCUCUCCCCCUCCACCUCUCCUGUCCCUCUACCCCCCUCCUCCGCCUCUUCCUCCUCCCCGUUCUCCCCCUCGCCUCCCUCCACUCCACCCCCUCCUGCAUCCGGGGGCAUGCCUUACUGGAAGGUGAUGCUCGUGAUUGUUCUCCCCGCCUUGAUCCUCGCGAUUAUUACUCUCUGUGUGGUGGUUUGGUGCGUGAGGAGGAGACCGUGGGAGAAAGCAGGGAAGGGGGCUGCAAAACUGGUGGGGAGUUGGAAGGGGAAGGCGGAAAAGGGGCGCGGAGGGAGGAGAGGAGGGAGGGGAGGAGGGAGGGAAGGAGGGAGAGGGGCAGGAGAAGGAGAGGGAGAUGGGGCGGGAGAAGGGUGGAUGGAGGGUGGGGCGGAGAGGAUAGGGUGGGAACGUGGGGGGAGGUCUGGGCAGCAGGAGGGGAGGGAGGAGCGGGAUGAGGGGAGAGCAAGAGGAAGAGGGGGCGUUGGGCGGGCAGGGAGAGGCGGAGAGAGGGAGGUGGGGGAGGAGAGAGAAGAGGUGCAGGAGUGGGGUGGGGGGGAAGGUGAUGACGAUCAUUACACGCCGCUUGCAUCGGGGGCAGAGAGGCAGUGGGCAGGUGGAGGGGUGGUAGCAGGAGGAGCAGCAGGAGCAGCAGGAGCAGGAGCAGGGUUUGCGAUUGGGGCGAGAUUAGCAGCAGUAGGAGCAUUUGCAGAAAGAGGAGCAGGAGAAGGAGGGGCAGGAGAAGGCGGGUUAGGAGGAGCAGGAGGAGCAGGUGGAGCAGGUGGAGGAGGAGGAGGAGUAGCAGCAAGCAGGGGUAAAGGAGCCCUAAGAGAAGGGUCCUCUAGAGGAGCUUCUAUGCAAACCCUAGCCCCUUUUGCUGAAGCCACCUUCUCAUUCUCCCUCACAGAAAUCCACACAGCCACCGGUGGUUUCCACCCUAGCAACCUGAUUGGCCGAGGCGGAUCCAGCCAGGUGUUCCGAGGGUGUCUGCCGGGCGGCAAACUGGUCGCCGUGAAAAGAUUUGAUUCGCUGCCCGGGGCGGAGAGGGAUUUUAUUACGGAGGCCCGGCUGCUGAGCCGGCUGAACCACAAGAACGUCGUGAAGCUUCUGGGAACCUGCGACGAGGGCGGCGUGCGUUGUCUUGUCUUCCAGCUAGCCGAAAAAGGAAGCUUGAGGGAGCACCUCCACUCCUCCACCCUCCCCACCUCCAGCCUCCACCCCCCCACCCUCCCCUCCUCCCACUCCGCCCUCUCCCCUGCUCCCGCCGUUCUAGACUGGACUACAAGGCUGAAAAUAGCACUGGGGGCGGCCCAGGGGUUAGCUUACCUGCAUGAGGAUUCUAGCCCGCAGAUUAUCCACCGGGAUUUAAAGACGUCGAAUAUCCUGCUGGAUUCUGAUUGGACGGCUAGGAUUGCGGAUCUGGGGCUGGCGAGAGUGGUGAGGGAGAAGGUGGGGGGUGGCGGGAGGGGUGUGGGGGGGAGGGGAGGUGGGGAGGCGGAGGUGGGAGAGGAGGGAGAGAAGGGGGAGGAGGGGGAGGAAGGAGCAGAGGCAAGAGAGGCGAAGCAAGGGGAGGAGAAUCAAGUAGGGGACAAUGAAGAUGGGGGAAAUCAAAGGAUCAUAAUAGGAGCGGAAGAAGGAGCAAGAGGCAGAGGGGAAGGAGAGAAAGUUGGGCUGGAAUCCCAGCACAUGAGGGGCACGUUUGGGUACAUGGCGCCUGAAUACACGCUGACAGGCCGAGUGGCGACCAAGAGUGAUGUGUUCAGCUUCGGUGUCGUGCUGCUGGAAGUGCUCUCAGGCCGCCCUGCCCUUGUGCCUCUGGAGCAGACUCAACAGAUUCUUGAAGCACCUCAAGCAUCGUCGGCCCGCCCUGCCCUUGUGUCUCUAGAGUCAACUCAAACGGCUGGCGAUGCAGCAGCAGCAGCUGUGGAGGAAAGUGCAGCGGUUGUGAACGGUGCAGAUGGUGCUGUAAAAGCUGUGGCAACAGCUGGCGAGGAGGAGAGUGCAGCAAAUACCUCAGUUCUAGAAGGUGCCUGUGCAGCAGCAGCAGCUGGGGGAAACGGAGGGCCAAGGCCGGGUGUAUUGAGCAUCGUGGUGUGGGCCACGCCUCUCCUAUCCUCCAAACAAGGCCUGCGUCAGUUCGCCGACCCGCGUCUGGGCGGCAGCUAUCCACUGGAGGCCAUGGCGCGGGCGGCAGCCAUAGCCAUGAGGUGCACAGAGAGUGAGCCUUCCUCAAGACCAGCCAUGGGGGACGUGGUGCAAGCCCUCCGUGCCAUCGCCUUCGAACACUCUCCCAUGACCAGGUGCGUGCGAUGCUCGCCCAUCACCUCAGCGCGGGCGGCAGCCAUAGCCAUGCGAUGCACAGAGAGUGAGCCCUCAGCGCGCCCAGCCAUGGGAGCCGUGGUGCAGGCGCUACGUGCCAUCGCCUUCGAGCACUCCCCCAUGACCAGCUAUGCACUGGAGGCCAUGGCCAUAGCCAUUCGGUGCAAGGAGAGUGAGCCGUCAGCACGACCAUCAAUGGGAGACGUGGUCCAAGCCCUCCGUGCCAUCGCGUUCGAGCACUCCCCCAUGACCAGCAUGCUUCUUGCCCCUGUGCCUUAUUCCCAUUUCUCAUUUCUCAUUUCCCAUUUCUCCUCUUGUGCUCCCAUGUUCAACCCGACUCACAUGCCUCCUCUCCUGUCUCUUCAUCUCCUUCUCUUUCCCACCUUUCCUCCUCUCCUCUCGUCUCCCCCUCUCCUCUCGUCUCCCCCUCUCCUCUCGUCUCCCCCUCUCCAGCACACUUCUUGCCACCUCGCCUUAUUCCAUCUCAUCCUCCUCUUCGUCCUCUCAUGCUCUCUAUACCAUACCGACUCACAUGCCUCCUCUCCUUCUCUCCCCUUUGUUCCCCUCCUCUCCCCUCCUCUCCCCUCCUCUUCCCCUCUCUUCUCCACCUCACCAGGACGCUUCUUGCUCCUCCCCUCUCCUUCCCAUCACCUCUCCCCACCACUCUCUCCUCCCCUACCCUCUCCCCCAAUCCUAUUUCGCCCCUCCCCAAACCGCCCCUUCCCCUUCCCCUAUCCCCCCCCUAAUGCUGCCCCCCAGUCAUUCUCAUUCCGCCUCUCCCCACCCCUCCGUACCCCCUUUAACCUCACCGCAACACCUCUCAACUGCUCACCAGCUCCUCACUUCCCAACAGCCCAUCACCGCUCUCCACCUCUCCACACCACUGCACCAACUCCCCCACCACUCCACACCCCAACCCAUCCCAUCCGAAGCCUCCGCAUCAAGUUCGGAUCUGCCGAACCUGGCAACCCGAACUCUGCCCCAUCUGCCCACGCGCCUACCUCCUUUGCACGGAAUCCUGCCCUGGUGGUCAUUGGCAGCUCAUACGGGCAAGUACCUCGGUCUUCUCACACUCCAGCCAGUUCAUUUGAGCCACGUCAGAACCCGUUUGGGUUGGUGCCACAAAGGCUGUUUGCUCCUUCCCAGCAAGUAAGAGCAGGAGCAGGAGCAGUGGCAGAGGCACCAGCAUUGUUGGAUGGGCGAGAGGAUGCCGCCCCCCCUGCCGGCCCCCUUGCUGCCUCCCCCUAUGUCUCCCCGUCCGCCUCCCCUCCUGUCUCCCCCGAUGCCUCCCCCUAUGCCACCCCCUCUGCCGCACCUUCCUCCCCCUCUGCUGCUCCGUCCUCCCCCUUGCAUUUGGGUGAUCUCUCCCCCCAGUCACGAGGCGGCAUUCCUAGGCUCCUCAGGAUGAGCAUUCGAGGGCUUGACUAUAGUGGUGACAUGGCUCUUGAUGCCUCCUCUGCAUCUCUCCCAUACAGCCAGCCUCCCUCACAGGCAAGUGCACUUCUCUAUCACACCCUCUCCCUCUUCCCCUCCUCCCCUCUUCCUCUCAAUCCUUCUUCCCUGCUCCCCCCUGCCCUCCUCUCAUGA
This is a messenger RNA of Closterium sp. Naga37s-1, 12951 nucleotides long. Lineage: Eukaryota; Viridiplantae; Streptophyta; Zygnematophyceae; Desmidiales; Closteriaceae. The record is from the annotation of a GenBank genome assembly.